AUGGCUCUAGGAGAUUGUCACUGUACAGGAGAGUUGGACAUGUUGCACGAAGACCCGAAUAGAUCACAAACAACAAUUUGUUUGCCAUCGCCAUCUCCAGCAAAGCAAGCUUCUACAUACCUGCCAAAAGCUGGCCCCAAGGCCCUGGAAGAGUCGAACCAAGAUCCAUUCUAUCUGGAGAAGUCGCUAGCUGCGACACCAAAUUUUGAUCAAUAUACCCCGACUAUUCGCGAUGAUAGAUUCAGCGGAGACAAUAGCGACUACUACACACUGUCCCUGACCAACGGGAGAGACCUUCCGGAUCAUCAGCAGGAUACUUCACAGUAUACCGGACCUGAUCGCUCCACCCUCGCGCAAAUACAAUUGGAAAACAGCUUGAGAUUCCACCGCUACACAUCUUCGACUGAAGAACAUCGCCCCCUACACAGUAGCCAGGAGUCCUUCAGCUCAGUCCAGUCUGACGCCACUGUCCCGGAUUUGACCCCGAGCAGCUCAUUUUCAUCGACAUAUUCCUCCCCAUCCUGCCCCGACGCUGUACUCAAGGCGACAGAGAAGCUGUACCACCACGCCCAUCAGAUCCAAAUCGAGCCUCGCCGGGCAUAUAACGAACAAGCAUCGACACCUCCCAAAUACUCUCUUCCUCCGCCCCCUCCUGUGGCUGCCCUGACACCAGUCACUCGCCCUACUACUCCUGCCGAGCCCUCCAACGACUCCACAUCCACUAUCACAAUGAAGUACGAGACAUCCAGUAUGUCCUCAUCCUCAAGAAGACGGCAAAAGGCGCACCCUACAUUGCCCAAUCUAUCCAAUGCUUCCAGCUCCAUGAGCUCUCGCAGGAAACAGUCCAGUCCUGGAACACGACCUCCAUUGGACCCUUCGAUGAUCUCGCCUCCAAGCUUGAUCAACCCUGUCACCAUGGAGCCGCAUGCCACGCACUUCGACCAAGCAUUGUUCAUUCCGGCCAAUGAUGGUGCCAGCCCCAUUCCUAGCCCUGUGGCCAGCUCCCCUCCUAUCUCUCGCCAGUGGACUGCUACUUCCAUGGAACGACCAUCCAUCUCCACCAUGGAUGCAUACUGUGAACAGUCUGUCUGGGAAUCCGACUCGGAGAACGAGUCAAUCAGCAACAAGUCCCUCUCCCGUAAACCAAUUGACACCCUACGAAAGGUUCGCAGUCGCGCUAAGCUUCGUGCGGCCAAGUCCCAACCUCGCCUCCGCCAAGCUGUCCUUGAUGACCAUACCCAAGAACGAUUCCCAUGUAUGCCAGACGAUGCCGUUGGCGAACUUAUUACCGACGGCUUCCGCGGUGCCAGCCUUGACCGUCCUAGCACUGGUCGACCAAGCAUCAGCCGUCCCAGUACCAGCCGUGAUGGCACAAGAGGCCACCCUUUGCAGACCCUGCGUCUCGUUGCCCCAUCAUCCGUCUCCCUGAUCAAGCCUCGCUCCCAGCACAACAGUCUCCACGAUAGUGCCAAUGAGUCCGAAAUGGACUGGACAGCUGCUGCCGCCAUGCAAGCCCAAUAUCGCCGUCGACAGCGCUCCGACACACCCGAGUUCGUCAAGCCUGAAAAGGAGCAAUUGACCUCCAUGUGCUACGAGCAACACUCCCCAGCUCCCAUCCAGGACCCAACAGAACAAAAGCCAUUCUUCCGCCGGAUUUUGGAUUCUCUCCGCUCUCUGAACUGUGCACGUCCCAUGAAAUCCAACACGACUACUACUAUCUGA
This is a messenger RNA of Penicillium longicatenatum, 1722 nucleotides long. RefSeq lists its product as uncharacterized. The transcript has a single exon. The record is from RefSeq and is a predicted model, not a curated record. The coding region runs from base 1 to 1722 and encodes 573 amino acids. NCBI's taxonomy places the organism in Eukaryota, Fungi, Ascomycota, Eurotiomycetes, Eurotiales, Aspergillaceae.